Molecule: messenger RNA, 2734 nt
Organism: Solea senegalensis (Senegalese sole)
Lineage: Eukaryota; Metazoa; Chordata; Actinopteri; Pleuronectiformes; Soleidae
Gene: scarb2c
Product: scavenger receptor class B, member 2c
Exons: 12
Coding region: 157-1599 (480 amino acids)
Biological process (GO): protein targeting to lysosome; receptor-mediated endocytosis
Cellular component (GO): membrane; cytoplasm; lysosome
Molecular function (GO): scavenger receptor activity
Source: RefSeq, a predicted model, not a curated record
UUUCUUUGCGCGGUCGAGCAAAACAAAACUAGCAUAAACACACACACACACACGCACACGCGCACAUAUAUAUACGAGUGUCACAUUAGCCUCUAAUGAAGACUGUGGCCGUUAUUUAGAUAUUUGGUCGGCGAGUGUAGUCUCGCUCUUCUCAUCAUGUUCCUAAAAUCAUGUUGCAUUUACAGCACCGGAGUUUUCUCCAUGCUAUUUUUGAUCGUGGGCAUUGCUUUGGUCCUGUCGAACGUGUUCCCCCAGUCUGUACAAUCGAUUGUUAAAAAGGAUGUAGUUUUGAAGAAUGGCUCUGAAGCAUUUGAGGCCUGGGAGAGUCCACCAGCACCCAUCUAUAUGCAGUUCUACUUCUUUAAUCUGACCAAUCCCCUGGAAGUGCUGGAUGGGGAGAAGCCGGCUGUGGUGGAGGUUGGACCAUACACAUACAGGGAAUAUCGGCCCAUGGAGCAAGUGAACUUCCAGGAUAAUGGCACAAAAGUAGCAGCUGUCAACACUAAAACCUACAUAUUCCAGCAAAACAUGUCCCGAGGUCCAGAGAGUGACCUCAUCAGGACUGUCAACAUCCCUGCCAUAGUGAAGAUGAUGUUCAAGAAUCACAGUGUAAUGGCCAAUUUGAUCUCCUCCUACAUGAAGUUCGAAGAAGAAGGCUUGUUCACCACCCGCACAGUGGGAGAACUGCUGUGGGGUUAUGAGGAUGCGGUUCUCAAAGCCUUACAAAUCAUAAAACCCGAGCUGGAUGAUGUGUUUGGACUGUUCUAUAAGAAUAAUGCCUCCAACGAUGGUGAAUACAUGUUUUUCACUGGCCAGCAAAACUACAAGGACUUUGCUCGAGUGGAUACAUGGAAUGGGGAAAGCUCGUUGAGUUGGUGGACAUCCGAUGAGUGCAACAUGAUAAAUGGAACCAACGGCGCGUCUUUCCAUCCGGUCGUCACCAAAACUGAAGCUCUCUACAUGUUCUCCUCAGACCUGUGCAGGUCACUAUAUGCGUUGUACGAGGACGACGUGACGGUGAAGGGGAUCUCUGCGUAUCGCUUUGUCCCCCCCAGUGAGGUCUUUGCCAAUAUGACCGUGAACCCGGCAAACGCAGGGUUCUGUGUGCCUGCUGGGAAGUGCCUGGGCUCUGGCGUUCUGAAUGUCUCUGUGUGCAAACAAGGAGCUCCCAUUAUAAUGUCCUCACCACACUUCUACCAGGCAGAUGAGAAGUUAGUUAAAGAUAUAAUUGGCAUGAAGCCUAAAAAGGAGCACCAUGAGACUGCCAUUGACAUUAAUCCGCUCACUGGAAUCAUUCUUCAGGCGGCAAAGAGGCUCCAGGUCAACGUAUAUGUUGAGAAAAUUCCCGCCUUCAGUCAAACGGAAAACGUGAGGACGGUGAUUUUUCCUGUAAUGCACCUAAACGAGAGCGUCGUCAUUGACGACAUGUCGGCCAAGAAGCUGCAGGCGAUCGCCACGGUGCAGAACGUGGUGGAGAACGUUCCGUUUAUGCUGAUUGGUCUGGGCAUCAUUCUGGGAGGAGUCUUCAUGUUACUGAUGUGUCGGCUCAAGGUGCCUGAGGCCACUGCUGCUGAACGACAGCCUCUGCUCUCAUCGUAGCACUAAGCGGGACGUAAAAAAAGAAGACCACUCGCUGUGUUUUGCAGUAUUAGCCAACAUUUCAUUUGCCGUGUGUAACGCUAACCGCCAACUAACAGUUUUAUUGGUUUUCGGUUAUAAACCGAAGUUACUUUUUUUUAGUGUGUUUUAAAUCGAACCAUUUUAAGAAACAAAGUCGUCAGUUACCCGAUUUUCCAUUUGUGGCAUGAUUAUGAAGUGCCAUUUUUAUAUUAAAAUAAUUAUAAUUGGAUUUGUUUGGUUUUUUUGUAUUUAUUGAAAAAACUAAUUUGAACCUGAGCAGAAUCUCCCUUUUAGACUAAAGGGCUCUCUGGAGAGUCUGCUCAGAACAAAUCCAAAAAGAAAGAGAAGUAAUAAUAUAAACUAAUAUCUCAAAACCUUUGUGUCGUGGCCAAUCAUCAGGUUUUAGAGGGGUCUUGUCGCGUUGUGUUUCUAUUGUCCAAGAAUAAGCCACGUGAUGUUGGAGAGCCAGUGUGUCGCGAAUGUAGGAAAUGGGUCGCGAGAGUGAGACUGUUGGAUUUUUAAAUCAGAAAAUGUCUGACUGGUCAUUUUGAUGUGGAGGAAGUUUGAUGUUGAGAAGGUAUUUUUCAUUUGGUGGCUUUUGGCAAACCAGAUGAUGUUCAACAGUAACGGAGUAUGUAAAUACUAUGGUUUGGAUGAAUGCAGCCAAAUAAUCUUUUCCUUUACCGUUUGGAGUUUUGCCCUCCAGUUCCUAUAAUGUAUGUAGGCAUGAAUGUUGACGUUGGUAUAUUAUCAGCUUUUUAUGCAAGAUGCACUACUGAUGAAUGUUUGCCAAACAAUAAUUUUUUCCCAACCACUUGGAGGGGUUUCAUUUCCCAGCAGAUUUAAUUUUUUUUUUUUACCUUUCUUGCAAUACAAACUAAACUAGUUGUUCUGGCCAGCAUGAUGUAGAAUAUGAAAAAGAAUGUUUGAACUGCUUUUAUUGUCGAGCCACCUCAUGAUAACUUUGUUUGUGGAGUUUGUUUUAUAAGUAAAAGAUAAACAUGUUUUCACUACUGCUUCUUUAUAGUUGAUUCAACAUGUAAUGAUAGUUUGUGUUCCCUUUAUAAGUCACAUAACCGUUUGCACACAGCCUCAAUAAACUCGGUGUGAUUCA